UUGUUGAAUCUAUGCCACGAAGGAUUACGGCAGUGGCUUGCUUGUCCUGAUCCACAAUCCUUACCGGUUGGUGGCGGUAAUGCACCAAAUUGUUGUUUGCCAACCACCAUUAAACUCAAGAAGAAGAAGAUUAAAGCACCUUCCAGAAUAUCUUCGCCUGUAAGGCGUAGCUGCUUCCAAGCGAAGUGAAAUGGCCUUUCAUAUUCCUGUGGACAUCCUGGAAGGAGUUUUCCUGAAUCUGCCUGCCCACCUGGUGGUCAGUGUGUGUCGGUUAGUUUGCAGUCAGUGGAAAGAUGUGGCAGACAGCGAGUCUUUCUGGAGAGAAAGGUGCAGAAGAAACGGGUAUCACCUCCGCGAAUCUUCCAAAGUACCGAGCGACUGGAGGUUGUUUUACUUCAUGUGCAAGAAGAGGAGAAAUCUAAUAAAAAAUCCAAGAGGAGAAGAUGAACUUCAGGGUUGGGAGAUAAUUAGGAAUGGUGGUGAUGGGUGGAGAAUAGAGAGACCUAUGGCACCACACCCAAAUACAGAAGUACAGACAAACUUUGUGACUUCCUUCAGUAUGUGCUCAAAGUCGCAGCUUAUUGAUUUGGAGGAGGAGGGUUACAGCCAGGCUUUUAUGGAUGAGUUUCAGCCCCACAUCAGGGUAUCCGACUGGUACGCGCCGCGGUGUGACUGUAUAUACAAUAUGUCUGUGAAGCUACUGCAUAGCAACAAGGAAGUUAUUCAGGAAUUUACUCCCGAUACUCUUUACUUACCUGAACAGGAUAAUCAGACGUGGAAACAGAUGAUCCAUGUGUUUAAGGACUAUGGACCAGGAGUGAGAUAUGUCUAUUUUGAGCACGGUGGUAAAGAUUUAGUUUUCUGGGCAGGAUGGUAUGGCAUUCGCUUAACAGAAACAUGCAUUGAAUUAUGUCCAACAUUGGACACAUAACUCGUGAACCCUAGAAUUGUUGAGAAGACUGUUUUUAACUGCCUUUCUAUACUUAAUAAUCACUUUUACUCUUUAUGUCUUUAAACGCCUUACUCCUGAGAAACAUGCUACAGAGAAGUCAUAAACGCUGUUAAAUAAAGAUCAUUUUUAAUCCUG
This is a messenger RNA of Girardinichthys multiradiatus, 1087 nucleotides long. Its product is annotated as F-box only protein 6-like. Gene Ontology annotation, biological process: glycoprotein catabolic process; SCF-dependent proteasomal ubiquitin-dependent protein catabolic process. The record is from RefSeq and is a predicted model, not a curated record. Gene Ontology annotation, molecular function: protein binding; ubiquitin protein ligase activity. Gene Ontology annotation, cellular component: cytoplasm; SCF ubiquitin ligase complex. The transcript is spliced from 6 exons. Lineage: Eukaryota; Metazoa; Chordata; Actinopteri; Cyprinodontiformes; Goodeidae. The coding region runs from base 191 to 931 and encodes 246 amino acids.